This is a messenger RNA of Kogia breviceps (pygmy sperm whale), 2147 nucleotides long. It is a transcript of the gene DDN, whose product is annotated as dendrin. The record is from RefSeq and is a predicted model, not a curated record. Lineage: Eukaryota; Metazoa; Chordata; Mammalia; Artiodactyla; Physeteridae.
AUGCUGGAUGGCCAGCUAUUCUCCGAGGGGCCCGAUAGCCCCCGGGAACUCCAGGAUGCGGAGUCUGGCAGCUGCCUCUGGGUGCAGAAAUCAAAGCUGCUGGUGAUCGAAGUGAAGACUAUUUCCUGUCAUUAUAGUCGCCGCGCCCCUCCUCGACAGCUCAUGGACUUCCAGGCCAGCCACUGGGCCCGCGGGCCCCAGAGCCGCACGUGUGGGCCGCGCCCGGGAUCCCCUGAGCCGCCGCCCCGCCGGCCCUGGGCCUCCAGGGUGCUGCAGGAGGCGACCAACUGGCGGGCGGGGCCCCCGGCCGAGGCCCGAGCCCGGGAGCAAGAGAAAAGGAAAGCGGCAUCGCAGGAGCGGGAGGCCAAGGAGACUGAGCGAAAAAGGCGCAAGGCUGGUGGGGCCCGAAGGAGUCCUCCUGGUCGGCCCCGCCCGGAGCCUCGGAACGCCCCUCGGGUGGCCCAGCCUGCAGGGCUCCCAGCUCCCUCACGGCCGGAGCGCCUGGGGUCCGUGGGGCGACCGCCCCGUCCAUCCGCGCAGCCGCAGAGCAAUCCAGGGGCGGCGUGGGCGGGGCCCUGGGGAGGUCGGCGGCCAGGGCCCCCCAGCUACGAAGCUCACCUGCUGCUGAGAGGUGCUGCCGGAAUGGCCCCGCGACGCCGCUGGGACCGGCCGCCACCCUACGUGGCUCCACCCUCUUACGAAGGCCCCCACAGGACCCUGGGGACUAAGCGAGGACCCGAGCCCUCGCAGGCGCCCGCCUCUUCAACCCCUGCUCCGACCAGGACAGAGGGAGGGUGCACAAAGAAGAGGCUAGAUCCUCGGAUCUACCGGGACGUCCUAGGGGCCUGGGGUCUCCGUCAGGGCCGGGGUCUCCUGGGGGGAUCCCCAGGCUGUGGAACAGCCAGGCCAAGGCUGGAGUCCGGUAAGGCGGCCGCGGAGAGAAGCCUGAGGCUGGCUGCUGCUGGCCUGAAGAGUGGUAGCGACGGCCAUCCCCAAGCCAAAACUGCUGGGAACCCAGGCACGGAGACAGUUCUUGCGGGGUCUGCACCUGCCACUCCCAGCCCCCCGCGUCCUGCUCCCAGGUCCAGGCCCCAUCCCAAGGGCUCCGGGGAAGGGAGAGAACAGAGCUGGCUCCCCAAGUGUUGGAUGCCCUCCGUUAAAAAGCAGCCGCCCCGACAUAGCCAGACCCUCCCCAGACCCUGGGCUCCGGGAGGCACGGGAUGGAGCGAGUCCCUGGGUCAUAGAGAGGAGGCAGGACCCGAGACCUUGGAGGGUUGGAAGGCGACCCGCCGCCCCCACACCCUGCCCCGAGGUUCCCGUGGCCCGGCUCGUGGGGAAGGCGUCUUUGUCAUUGACGCCACUUGCGUGGUGAUACGGUCCCAGUAUGUUCCGACCCCUCGAACCCAGCAUGUGCAGCUUUUGCCCGCUGGGGUGCCGCGCCUUGUGGGGAAUGCCCCCACCCAACUGAAGGCCGACAAGGAGGAGGGAGAGGGGGCCGCGGUCCUUCCUUCCCCUUGCCGAAAGCUGCUGUUGAGCAGUCGCCCUUCACAGCAGCCCGGUGGGGGACGUGGGCUCGAAGCUGACGGCGGGAAGUCCGCGGACUCCUCACUGGAGGAGCGCGCCUCCCGCAUCUUGGGGCUCCCGGUUGGCGAAGUAAACCUGCAGGAUGCCCCCACGCAGCCAGGUAGCCCAGAGCACUCAGCCUUAGGCCCAGCGGCUUCGGGAGGCGCGCGCAGUGCCGAGGGCUCGGAGGAAGUGGCGGCGGUCCCGCGGCGCGCAGGCCGGGGCUGGGCGCGGACCCCGGGGCCCUAUGCCGGGGCCCUGCGGGAAGCCGUGUCCCGCAUCCGCCGCCACACCGCCCCGGACUCCGACUCCGACGAAGCUGCGGAGCUCAGCGUCCAUAGCAGCUCUUCUGAUGGAAGCGACACAGAAGCUUCGGGCGCCUCCUGGCGGAACGAGCGGACCGGGCCCCCGGAAGGCGGGAAGGCCGCCGAGCUGAGCGACAAUAUCCAAGAGAUUCUAGAUGUCAUCAGCUGAACCGAGGAGGUCCUCUUCAGGGGCGAGGGACACUAAGGGGUCCCCACAGGGAAAUAGGGAGCGACAGUGAGAGGCCCUUUAUUGUAUUUGUGUCCCCUUUCUUCCUCACA